AUGACCACCCCUGUAUCCCUUUCAACCGGGCGUACCUCUACUUUGAUAACAGCAGUUUAUGAUUUUGGAGAGGAUUUGUUCAAGGAAAACACACUGAACAUUCGGAGUGUAAAGGCAUUUGUACUGCCAGAAAUGUCCUUAAUUGAGGAAGUAGCAGCAGAGGCUUUGCGGGCAGCAGAAGCAGACUUUGACGCCGGAAACUUGAUGGAAGAAAUGGUUGAAGCCCCAGUAGCCAAAAUGGUUGAAACCCUGGCUGACAUAGAGCCCGAUACCUUGGUCGACACAGAGCCCAAUACCCCGGUUGACACAGAACCUGAUAGCCCGGUGGCCAAAAUUGUCGAAACCCCGUGCACCAAACAGAGUGGUAUGUGA
Messenger RNA from Phaeodactylum tricornutum CCAP 1055/1, 372 nucleotides. RefSeq lists its product with no specific name. The record is from RefSeq and is a predicted model, not a curated record. The transcript has 2 exons. Lineage: Eukaryota; Bacillariophyta; Bacillariophyceae; Surirellales; Neidiaceae. Bases 1 to 372 code for a protein of 123 amino acids.